Messenger RNA from Camellia sinensis, 579 nucleotides. Lineage: Eukaryota; Viridiplantae; Streptophyta; Magnoliopsida; Ericales; Theaceae. The record is from RefSeq and is a predicted model, not a curated record.
AUGGAAUGUUGGCUUCUUCUCGCCAUUUCAACAACAAAACUCUUCCCCUUCUUAACCAUUCCAAAGCUAGCCCGAGACAUAUCUAACUACCUCUUCAGUUGCUUUCGAUUCAACAACAUUAUCAACCAAACCUCUUCUAACAAACCCAUGAUCUUCAUCUUCGUCCACGUUUACAUGCUCGGAAUCGGCUGCACUCGAACCAUGCCUUCGUUGCCAACUCAUUAUUCAUCAAACAAAGAUGAAGGUAAUGGUGGUGUUAUUGCUAAGAAGCGAAAAAUCGCAGAUGUUAAUGGUGAUUCGAAUGAGAUAGAGUUUUUUGUGGGUAAAACAGAUGAGGAAGAGAUUCUUCUUGCUACGUUGAGUCAAGUUCAGGCUGCGGUGAAGGUAAAGAGAUUUUAUGGCGAUGAAUCGGUAGAUGAUGAUGAUAAGUGUUCGAUCUGUUUGGAGAGGUUUAAGCCAGAUAUUGUGGUUGCGACCACUCCUUGCUCGCCUGUGUUUCACAGAGACUGUGUUUUCCAGUGGCUCCCAAACACCGGUCAAUGCCCCCUCUGUAGAUCAUUUUGUACUACUGAGAUGUAG